GAACGUUUAAAUAAUGAAGUACCUUGACUACUCUAUAUUCCACCCUUGGUAACAAGAGUGAAACAUCACUUUUUGGAGUCAUUUGCAUAUCUGUUGAGCAACCGCAAUAGAAAAUGAAUUCAAAAGUUCUAGCCUCAUUGCUGGCUUUCUGCGGACUUAUGGCAAUUGUCGCGGGAGCCUCAAAUUUAAAGUUACAGAUAGAAGCAAGAGAUACCGAUUUAGGUGAAUCCGAUUAUCAAUGUCCCGAGGGACUUUUCGUAGCUCCUCACGAAACUCAGUGCGAGUUGUACUACAUCUGCUCUUCGGGUGGCACUCCCACUCACUUGUAUCACUGUCGAGACGACCUGUUGUUUGAUCUCGAAUAUUACGGAUGCAAUUUUAAAGAACAGGUGGAUUGUGGAGACCGUCUAGCACCCUUUACUUGUCCUUCUCCAAACGGAAAUUUCCCUGUCAAAGAAGGAGCCUGUGAUUCGCGAUAUUACAUAUGCACCGAUGGCGUCUCAGACUUACAGACUUGUCCAAAUGGAGGGAUUUUUGACGCCACCGUAUCAUCAUGUGUUGCAACUCCUUGUGCUACGACAACGACAGUAGCCGUACCAACGGCACCUGGUCCAUUUGAAUGUCCCGAACCGAAUGGAUACUUCCCCAGUCCUUAUUCUUGCUCUCAGUAUUACGUUUGCCUUGAAGACAAUUCUUAUCUUUAUAAUUGUCCUGCUGGACUUUAUUAUAACCCAGCUCUCGAAGCCUGUGAUUGGCCAGCCAAUGUCAACUGCAAUUUGCCUGGAUUUUAGAAAAAUGGUGAGAGCAAUUUAUGUGAAAGAGUUGUAUAAAAUACUAUCACCUACUAAACUUCCUCUUGAUGUAUUUACAACGUUUAUUUUUAAAAGACACACUUAUAUCUUACAUAUUAUGCGAAUCAUUAGUCAAUACAAGUUACGUAAUGAUGUAAAAAAAACAUUAUUUACGUUGAAAGCAGCA
Molecule: messenger RNA, 978 nt
Organism: Daphnia pulicaria
Lineage: Eukaryota; Metazoa; Arthropoda; Branchiopoda; Diplostraca; Daphniidae
Product: protein obstructor-E-like
Exons: 6
Coding region: 114-791 (225 amino acids)
Cellular component (GO): extracellular region
Molecular function (GO): chitin binding
Source: RefSeq, a predicted model, not a curated record